AUGAAAAAGAUUAAUGAUAAUAAGAGUUCUGGCGGAAGAGUUGAAUUAGAAGUGAAUGAUGUUAAUGAGAAAUUAGCCGAAAAAGCAGAUAAAAACCACGUUCAUUAUAUAACUUCAGACGAACAGAUUAUAACGGACUACCAUGGAUAUUUAACACGAAGUGAUGAAGCGAAGACAAAAAAUGUUAAUGAAAGAAGAUAUAAAUACAUUCGUGCUAAAGGUUAUGACAUAAGCUGUACUGUACAGUAUGACACAGGUAAAGCACCAGAAGCAUUUAGUUAUAACGAUGAAAUUUAUGCCUCUACUUUCUCUGUUAAUGGUGUAUUAGUUGAACCAAGAUUUACUUUGAGAGUUAAGGCAAAAAUAACGUUUGAAGAUGCUAUUAAAAGUAAAGCUGACAAAGUUGAACUCGAAGCAAUGAACAAAGUUUUGAAAUCUCAUAAACACAACAUCUCCGAUAUAAAUGAACUUCAAGCUACAUUAGACAGUAAAGCUGACAAGAACCAUACACAUAAAUCCUUCACUACUGUUAGAGCAGACGACAUAAUAUUGAACUAUACCCUUGGUUCAAGUGCACCUUUAGAGAAUCCAAGUACAAGCGUAAAAGAUACACUAAACUCCUUAAAUAACAAAUGUAUGAAUAUCGAAGGUCAUGUCAGAAACUUUGAAACACAUGAACUACCAGCAAUGUUAGAUAAGAAAGCAGACAAGAACCAUACACAUAACUCCUUCUCAACUGUUGCUAUAGAAAGUAUUGAAGGAACGGUUGAAGAAACUGGUGGGGAUGCAUUAUAUUGUAAACCUCCUAACUUUCCACAAGGUUUAACAUCGGAUGACGACAUAACGACGAUGAGAAACAUUAGAUGUAAAGAUGUUUAUGUCAUGAAGGAUGAACAUAAUAUUAAAUUCACUGCUCAAGAUUUAUAUGACAAGAAAGCAGACAAAACAGAGCUUCAAACAUUAAAGACUCAGAUUCUUCAAACAUUAUAUCCUAUAGGCUCUAUUUAUACUUCAAUGAACUCAACAAAUCCAGCAACAGUUUUAGGUUUUGGUACAUGGCAGCAGAUU
Trichomonas vaginalis G3 is the source of this 1068-nucleotide messenger RNA. RefSeq names its product keratin-associated protein family. The annotation marks the transcript as partial. The transcript has a single exon. The record is from RefSeq and is a predicted model, not a curated record. NCBI's taxonomy places the organism in Eukaryota, Parabasalia, Trichomonadida, Trichomonadidae.